GCAGAACAUUUUAAAAUAAAUAAAAUCAUAUAAAAUUUCAAAAACUUCGACGCAAUGUUGCUUGCGCUAUUUGACUCUGUAGUGAAUUCAUUAUUUUGUUCGCCUAUAACUACCGUAAGAUGUGAGUCCAAGAGCGAAACACCACUUCCUGCAGUGUCUUCACGUGUACCAUUUCUUGCAUAUCGGCAAUUGGCCGCUGCUGCUGCUGUUGCGCCCGGAGAGGAAUCCUGUGAGUUCGGCAGUCUUAAAUAUUUCCAGUUGUGUAUGAUGGGCGGCCUGAUCUCGUGUGGCAGCACCCACACGCUACUUACGCCAUUGGAUUUGGUCAAAUGCCGAUUGCAAGUCGACAAAGCUAAGUAUAAAAAUUUGAUAUACGGCCUCAAGUUAACCGUGAAGGAGGAUGGUGUGCGUGGCUUGGCAAAAGGUUGGGCGCCUACAUUUUUCGGUUAUUCGGCACAAGGUGCAUUCAAGUUUGGUUUCUACGAAGUAUUCAAAGUAUACUAUUCAAAAGCAUUGGGUGAAGAGAACGCUUAUCUAUAUCGUACCUAUAUCUAUUUGGCCGGCGCGGCUUCGGCUGAGUUCUUUGCCGAUAUUGCACUCGCGCCUAUGGAGGCAAUCAAGGUGAAAAUGCAAACAAUGCCGGGUUUUGCUAAUACAAUGCGUCAGGCGAUACCUAAGAUGAUGGGCGAUGAGGGUAUUAUGGCUUUCUAUAAGGGACUUGUACCAUUGUGGAUGCGUCAGAUACCAUACACAAUGAUGAAAUUUGCUAGUUUCGAAUUAACGUUGGAGUUACUGUACAAAUAUGUGGUGCCGAAACCGCGUGCCGAGUGCACUAAAGGUGAACAGUUAGUGGUGACAUUUGCGGCUGGUUAUAUAGCUGGCGUUUUUUGUGCUAUUAUUUCGCAUCCAGCCGAUGUGGUGGUCUCGAAGCUUAACCAAGCAAAGGGUGCGUCCGCUUUGGAUGUGGCGAAAUCGCUGGGAUUUCUCGGGAUGUGGGGAGGCUUGGGACCGCGCAUCAUUAUGAUUGGUACACUGACUGCAUUGCAAUGGUUCAUCUACGAUGGCGUGAAGGUGGCCUUCCGCAUACCACGACCACCACCGCCAGAAAUGCCGGCCUCACUCAAAGCCAAGAUGGGACAAAGUGAAAAGAAAUGAGAACUUGACUAAAACAUGAAGAUGCUAGUAUAUGAUGAUGAUUUUUGUUUUGUUUACGUAUUUAUAGUGUGUAC
Molecule: messenger RNA, 1229 nt
Organism: Anastrepha ludens (Mexican fruit fly)
Lineage: Eukaryota; Metazoa; Arthropoda; Insecta; Diptera; Tephritidae
Product: phosphate carrier protein, mitochondrial-like
Exons: 1
Coding region: 55-1155 (366 amino acids)
Biological process (GO): mitochondrial phosphate ion transmembrane transport
Cellular component (GO): mitochondrial inner membrane
Molecular function (GO): phosphate transmembrane transporter activity
Source: RefSeq, a predicted model, not a curated record